Larimichthys crocea (large yellow croaker) is the source of this 2860-nucleotide messenger RNA. RefSeq names its product ureidoglycolate lyase (gene ugl). The transcript has 15 exons. NCBI's taxonomy places the organism in Eukaryota, Metazoa, Chordata, Actinopteri, Sciaenidae. Gene Ontology annotation, molecular function: malate synthase activity. The record is from RefSeq and is a predicted model, not a curated record. The coding region runs from base 100 to 1752 and encodes 550 amino acids. Gene Ontology annotation, cellular component: cytoplasm. Gene Ontology annotation, biological process: glyoxylate cycle.
ACAGGACUUUAAACUCUGAACAUCUUCCUGUUCAAACAGUGACCAAGUGAGUCCAUAACCAAAGUCCACUUCUACUGAGUGAACAGAGCUGCUGUCAACAUGUCUGGUCCAGUCAGCAUGGAGCUGUCUCCCCCUCCCGCCAGUCUUACAGCAGAGUAUGAGACACUUUUCACCACUGACUCCCUCCUCUUCCUCCAGGAUCUGAUCUCCACCUUUGAUGAGGAGGUGGAUGAGGUCCUGCGGUUACGAAUAUCCAGAAAGGUCCACUUGGACCUUUCAGGUGACCUGCCCAGCUUUCUUGAAAGUACCAAACACAUCAGGAGAGACCGGUCCUGGAGGGUGCUCCCCGUACCCCCGAGGCUGCAGAGAAGACAUGUGGAUAUUGGUGAUCUGGCUCCGUGUGAUACCCAGUGCUUUAUUAAAGCUCUUCAGUCACCAGCACAAGGCAUCCAGGUUGACUUUGAUGACGGGAACUGCCCAACAUAUCACAACCAGAUCAAAGGCAUUCAUAAUGUAUUGAAGGCGGUUCAUAACCAGAUACCCAAUGUUCCACACAUAUCUCAGGCUCCAGUGCUGAUGCUUCGUCCUCGUGCCUGGAACAUGGUGGAACACAACAUGAUGGUUGGGGGGAAGGAGGCUCCUGGUCCUCUCUUUGACUUUGGACUCCUCAUGUUUCACUGUGGAAAGACUCUGUUCGAAAGCAAGAGUGGACCCUUUUUCUACCUCUCAAAAGUGGAGAGCAUCACAGAAGCCAGACUGUGGAACAAGAUAUUUGUCUGGACACAACAGAAGCUGGGCCUGCCUCUGGGCUGCAUCAAGGCGACGGUGUUAAUUGAAAACGUGUUAGCAGCAUUUGAGAUGGAGGAGAUUCUCUACGAGCUGAGAGAGCAUUCAGCAGGACUCAACUGUGGCAUCUGGGACUACUCAGCCUCCUUUGUCAAUAAGUUUGGACACAGACAGGCCUUCCUGCUGCCGGACCGCAGUAAAUACGUCAACAUGGAGAAGCGUUUUCUGCGCAGCUACAUGGACCUGUUGAUUCAGACGUGUCACCGGAGGGGAGCUCUGGCCACAGGAGGCAUGGCCGCCCUGCUGCUGCCUCAUGACCCGCUCAGUGACUCCCACAGAAGAGUGCUGGCUACUGUCACCAGACUGAAGUUGCUGGAGAUCGAAGCAGGUGUGGACGGCUUCAUGGUUUAUGACCUGAAUCUGAUUGAGCCCAUGCAGAAACUCUUCAAGCUUCACACUGAAGGUGAUAACCAGCUUCAGCAACUUCGAAAUGAUGUCACUGUGACUCCCGAUGACCUGCUGUCCAUGCCCUCGGGAGGAGUCACUCUUUAUGGUUUGAAGUAUAACAUUGCAGUUGGUGUCCUCUUCAUUAAUGCAUGGCUAUCAGGUAAAGGACACUUUUUCUACAGAGGCCAGGUGGAAGAUUCAGCCACAGCAGAGAUCUCCAGAUCUCAGGUGUGGCAGUGGAUCCGUCAUCAGACUCAGCUGGAGGACGACAGCAGGGUAGUGAACAGACGGCUGGUGACUGACCUCACUGCCGAUGUCAUGAUGGAGCUCUGCACUGUCUGUGGCUCUGUCAGGGCCAGACAGAGGUUGCACACAGCAGCAGACAUUUUCCUGGAGGUAGUCCUGAGGAGAGAUUUCCCAGAGUUCAUCACCACCUACUUGAAUCUGGACCACACCUUUCUCAGCUCGCAAAACUCUGGACAGGUGGAGGCUCCAGAUGUGCAACGAUCCAAACUGUGAAGGCCGAGCUGCCCAUCGGUCUCUCUACAUCUAACACACUGUGAGGGCAUCACAUUUGACUUUUAGGAAUAGACCGGACUGUGAAGGCUCUGUCAGGUACUUCUCUGAUGGAACAAGUAUGGAUGAGUUAUUUUAAGUAAAUAAUGUUACUGUAGGUCAAAGUCAAAGCUUCAAAUAAAUUGCAGGUGUAACAUUUUCUACCUCUGUUUUCUGUUAGAUAAACAUAUGUGAAUAAUGUGUGGUUUAUUGAUUUGAGGUUCUGCUGGAAAAGUGAUACUGUGGCCGAGUUUAUCAAUAUCCCAAACCUGAAUCACCAAUCAGUCACUAUUGCAGUUUUAUUACAAAUAGUAUGUUGGCAUGGCACGUGUAAGUGUACUUAAUAAGAGAUGAGUCCUGUUGGUUCACAGAAUCACAUUUGAGAGAUGACCCAUCAAAUGAUCUAUCGAUCAGCUAUCAAACCUGUUCUUCCUUUGUCUUUGUUUUUUGUUAGGUUGCUGUCAUUCAUGGAGGCAAUGAAAAGUUUCAUGAUGUACUUUUAUGAAAAUACCAGAGAAAUGUUGAGAGAUGUUAAUUAAAACUAUAGUAUGAAUCUAUAAAUGUUAUAUAUACUCUCACAAACAGGUCAGGAUAUUCAGGAAAUGCUCCUAAAAUGCACUCUAACUUUUCCAGGUGAACUUCAUUUGACCUCCUCUAAACCUUUGAAUGCACAUAUACAAUUGUUCAAUGUUCCAGUACUUAUUGCAUAACAUGCUGUUGUCUAACAAACAAGUGUGUGAUCCAUGAAUGUUCCACUAAAUGUUCUGCUUCAGUGACAGUUUGUAUUGAAACAGUCCUCUUCAUCAUCUGUUCAUAUCCUGACAUCAUGAGACGACACCUCACAAUCCAUCAGCAGUACCUGGUCAGUGUGGGGCUUCAAACAGGAAGUUAGCACUGAGCUGAGUGUCACAGAGAGUCAUCAGCAGGUUGGAAUAAGUCCACUUGUCCACAGCAUGAGACGUCUAGUCGAGCUGUGAGCCAUGGUCAAGGUCACAUGACAAGUCACUGAGACACAUUUUUUGUUGUGGUGUACACACCACUGUUGUUCAAUAAAUAGUUUGAGACAAAGAAA